Messenger RNA from Callorhinus ursinus (northern fur seal), 3879 nucleotides. RefSeq names its product N-alpha-acetyltransferase 25, NatB auxiliary subunit (gene NAA25). Gene Ontology annotation, molecular function: protein binding. The record is from RefSeq and is a predicted model, not a curated record. Lineage: Eukaryota; Metazoa; Chordata; Mammalia; Carnivora; Otariidae. Gene Ontology annotation, cellular component: NatB complex; cytoplasm. Gene Ontology annotation, biological process: N-terminal peptidyl-methionine acetylation.
CGCUGGCCCUUUAACAGCCCCUUCCCGAGGGCCUGCCCCGCGCGUGCGCACUGCGGUUCUGCGCUUGUCAUCAUGGCGACGCGGGGCCAUGUGCAGGACCCUAACGACAGGCGCCUCCGGCCCAUUUACGAUUAUCUUGAUAAUGGUAAUAAUAAAAUGGCAAUUCAGCAAGCAGAUAAAUUGUUGAAGAAACAUAAGGAUCUUCAUUGUGCUAAGGUUUUAAAGGCAAUUGGUUUACAGAGAACUGGAAAGCAAGAGGAAGCCUUCAUGUUAGCACAGGAGGUGGCGGCCCUUGAACCAACAGAUGACAACUCGCUACAGGCACUGACUAUUCUUUACCGGGAGAUGCACCGACCGGAGUUAGUUACAAAACUCUAUGAGGCAGCUGUGAAGAAAGUUCCCAAUAGUGAGGAGUAUCACUCUCACCUCUUCAUGGCUUAUGCCAGAGUGGGCGAAUAUAAGAAAAUGCAACAGGCUGGCAUGGCUCUAUAUAAGAUUGUCCCCAAAAACCCUUACUACUUUUGGUCUGUGAUGAGCUUAAUUAUGCAAUCUAUAUCGGCACAGGAUGAAAACCUCUCAAAAACGAUGUUUCUGCCCCUCGCUGAAAGAAUGGUAGAAAAAAUGGUGAAAGAGGACAAGAUAGAAGCCGAGGCCGAAGUUGAACUUUAUUAUAUGAUCUUGGAACGUUUGGGAAAGUACCAGGAAGCCUUGGAUGUUAUCAGAGGAAAAUUAGGAGAGAAGUUGACAAGUGAGAUUCAAAGUCGGGAAAAUAAAUGCAUGGCUAUGUAUAAGAAGCUGAGCAGGUGGCCAGAGUGCAAUGCCCUUUCCAGGCGCCUCUUAUUGAAAAACUCAGAUGACUGGCAGUUCUAUCUGACUUAUUUCGAUUCUGUCUUUCGACUGAUUGAAGACGCCUGGACUCCUCCUGCUGAAGGUGAACACUCUUUAGAAGGAGAAGUGCAUUGUUCUGCAGAAGAAGCUGUGAAGUUUAUAGAAGAUCGGAUAACAGAAGAAUCUAAAAGUUCCCGCCAUCUCCGAGGACCACAUCUUGCUAAACUGGAACUGAUUAGACGUUUAAGAUGCCAAGGUUUUAAUGAUGAGUACAAACUGGGUGAUCCAGAAGAAUUAAUGUUCCAGUAUUUCAAAAAGUUUGGGGAUAAACCUUGUUGUUUUACAGACCUCAAGGUGUUUGUUGACCUCUUGCCUGCUACACAGUGUACAAAAUUCAUUAAUCAGUUACUUGGAGUUGUUCCUUUGUCGACACCAACUGAGGAUAAGCUGGCAUUGCCCGCGGACAUCAGAGCUCUGCAGCAGCAUCUGUGUGUGGUGCAGCUGACGAGGUUGCUCGGCUUGUACCACACUAUGGAUAAAAGUCAGAAACUGAGUGUGGUCAGAGAACUCAUGUUAAGGUACCAGCAUGGACUAGAAUUUGGGAAAUCCUGUUUGAAAACCGAAUUGCAGUUUUCAGACUAUUACUGUCUCCUUGCUGUCCAUGUGCUUAUUGAUAUAUGGAGAGAAACAGGUGACCAGACUUCUGUGUGGCAGGCCCUGACUUUGCUGGAAGAGGGAUUAACCCACAGCCCUUCCAAUGCUCAAUUCAAAUUGCUGCUUGUUCGAAUCUACUGUGUGCUGGGGGCAUUUGAACCAGUGGUGGAUCUGUACUCCAGCCUCGAUGCUAAGCAUAUCCAGCAUGACACCAUUGGCUAUCUUCUGACCCGAUAUGCCGGAUCCCUAGGUCAGUAUGCUGCCGCAGCCCAGUCCUGCAACUUCGCACUCAGGUUUUUCCACUCCAACCAGAAAGAUACCUCAGAAUAUAUUAUUCAAGCUUACAAAUAUGGUGCAUUUGAGAAGAUCCCAGAGUUUAUCGCUUUUAGGAACAGGCUGAAUAAUUCUCUUCAUUUUGCACAAGUCCGUACUGAACGGAUGUUAUUAGACCUUCUACUUGAAGCAAAUAUAUCAACCAGUUUAGCAGAAAGUAUAAAGUCAAUGAAUCUUCGGCCAGAAGAAGAUGACAUUCCGUGGGAAGCCUUGCGAGACAACAGAGACUUAAAUGUUUUCUUUAGCUGGGAUCCAAAAGACAGGGAUGUUUCUGAAGAACAUAAGAAACUUUCCUUGGAGGAGGAGACCAUGUGGUUAAGAAUCCGUUCCUUAACAUUGAGGCUGAUCAGUGGACUUCCAAGUCUAAACCACCCCGUGGAGCCAAGGAACUCGGAAAAGACCACUGAGAAUGGUGUGUCCUCCCGGAUUGAUAUUCUUCGUUUACUCCUUCAACAGCUGGAGGUGGCCAUGGAGACGGGAAAGCGAUUUAUUGAGAAGGAAGUUCAGUAUCCUUUCCUUGGUCCUGUACCUACCAGAAUGGCUGGAUUCUUUAGUUCUGGCUGUUCUCAGUGUCAGACCAGUUCUUUUUAUCUUGUUAGUGAUAUUUAUGAACUGGACACCAGUGGUUUAGAGGAUACAGUGGAGAUCCAGGAUCGAGUAGAGAAUAGUCUUAAGUCUUUACUAGAACAAUUAAAAGAUGUCUUCAGUAGAUGUAAAGGUGACCUCUUAGAAGUUAAAGAUGGUAACUUGAAAACACGCCCUGCUCUUUUAGAGAACCUAGUCUUCUUUGUUGAGACUAUUUCUAUUAUCCUUUGGGUGUCCAGUUACUGUGAGAGUGUCCUGCGACCAUACAAAUUAAAUUUACAGAAAAAGAAAAAGAAGAAAAAAGAAACCAGCAUCAUCAUGCCACCUGUCUUCACCAGUUUCCAAGACUAUGUUACUGGGCUUCAGACUUUAAUUUCCAACGUCGUGGAUCAUAUUAAAGGGCUUGAAACACAUCUAAUUGCACUUAAACUUGAAGAACUUAUUUUAGAAGAUACUUCUCUCUCACUGGAAGAGAGAAAAUUUUCAAAGACUGUGCAAGGGAAGGUACAGAGCAGUUAUCUGCACUCACUUCUGGAAAUUGGAGAGCUGCUGAAAAAAAGACUGGAGACCACGAAGAAACUAAAAAUUUAAGGAGGCGUGAACCACAGGCACCAAUGACUCUAUAGCAGAAAAUGACAUCAUCUUCCCAGGCAAAAGCUACAUCUGGUUGACCAUCAUUUUAAUCCAGAACUUCCUCAUAAAAUGCAUGAAGGACUUUGAUUGUGAAUUAAUUUUUUAGGUAUUAAAUGUAUACAACUGAUUAAAUUAUUGUAUAUAAAGAAGCAGGACCCUCAUCUGGGUUUGACCACUUUUUAUACAUGUUCAUAUGCAUAUGGCAGCCACAAGAGAGCCCCUUUUCUUCUUUCCUCCCAUCACCAGAAACAUCUGGUGGGUGGGUACAGGGGGUCCUAUAAAAGCAGCAAUAGAAAUUAAGCAUAAAGCAUUGACCUCAGAGCAGCUGAAUGGGCCUACCAUUAUCAUAGUGGAUGUUUGGUCUGGUCCUUGAGCCUUAGGAAGCAGAAAGCAGAAGUAUAGGCGGACCAUGACUGGGAGAAGGCCCUCUUUCCACAUUAGUUUAGUUUUGAGGCUUCCUUAGCUGCUUGGCUCCCACAGAACCCAAAGCAGGUACCCAAAGAGCCUCAGAUGAAAUUUGGCAUAAGCACCUGUCACUGAAGAGCACCACUCAGAUGACCACGGGCACUCAGUGUUUGGCUUCAUGGUCCAAAAGCCAAGAAAUCCCCAUCGUAGCUCCUGUGAAAGUUAAAUCACAGAUAGGCUUGUGUUAACUUACACCAUAUGGAGGGGAAAGCAGUGCAGACCACUUAUGAGCCUGCUGAGGACUAGCUUGCUGUCUUCUCCAUCUUUGGGAAAGAUGGGAAUCACUGUUUUAACGAAGAGAGGUGUACAUAAUUUAUGCAAGCAAGUCUAAUACCAAUGUCAUUGGUUUUGUGAGAUAUAUAUAUAUGUAUAUGCUUUACA